This is a messenger RNA of Benincasa hispida (wax gourd), 1755 nucleotides long. NCBI's taxonomy places the organism in Eukaryota, Viridiplantae, Streptophyta, Magnoliopsida, Cucurbitales, Cucurbitaceae. The record is from RefSeq and is a predicted model, not a curated record.
AUGUCUUUAGAAGACAUUGCCAAAUCUUUGGCUGACAAUUACCUUAAAUUUCAACAGGAAAUUCGGCAGCUGCAAAAGGACUCUCUCCAGUUAUCAAAGGACACCAAGGCUUAUCAACAAGAAACCAGGGCGAGCAUGGCCAACCUAGGCACACAGGGUUCGGGGAAGCUGCCUGCCCAACCAGACCAUGCCAAUUUGAUUGCCAUCACAUUCAGAAGUGGUAAGAAGCUCCCAUCACCAACGACCUCUUCAGACAGCCCACCUUUACCUGGUAAGUCCAACGAAGAAGCUAAGAAUAAUGAGGGUAAAUCUGAGGCAUACUCAUCUACCCCUAAGCAAAUUCCCAUGUAUGCUAAAUUCCUCAGAGAGCUGUGCACCGAAAAGAGGAUAGGUAAGGAUAAAGAAAGGGUUAUGGUAAGUAAGAAUAUAUCGGCUCUCCCAAAACAUAAUAUGCCUGGAAAAUGCCAAGAUCCAGGAAGGCCCUUCAUGAAAUCUGCCAAGACAAAAAUGGAUGUAGACAAGGGCUAUCUAUCUGUAGAAUUUAAUGGGGAAGUUGUUUCUUUUAACAUGUAUGAUGCCAUGAAGUUUCCUGAGGAAUAUCUAUCCUUGUUUUUGAUUGAGGCGCAUAAUUUUAUAGAUGAUAUUGUGUUGCAUGAUGGUGAUAAUAAUUCUGACGUGUUGAUUGCUCCAUUACAAGGGACCGAGCUGAAGGCUCUCCCUAGCCACUUGAAAUAUGUAUACUUGGGCGAAGAGAACACCCUUCCAGUCAUACUCUCUAGGGAGUUGACGCUUGCCCAAGAGGAAUCCCUAGUUGAGACCCCGAAGACUUACAAGGAGGCCAUUGGGUGGACUCUUGAUGAUCUCAAGGGAGUGAGCCCUUCCCUUUGCAUUUAUAGGAUAACUCUAGAGGAAGGAGCCAAGCCCACAGUCCAACCCCUCAUAAGGCUCAACCUCAACUUGAAAGACGUCAUUCUUAAGGAAAUUAUCAAGUUCAAUGAAGUCGAAAUUAUUUACCUAGUUCCUGAUAGAAAAUGGCUCAAUGAGGUAACCAAGAAGGACCACUUUCCUAUACCUUUUCUAGAUCAGAUGGUGGAACGACUCGCAGGAAAACCAUUCUUUUGUUUUCUUGUUGGGUUCUCUGGAUUCUACCAAAUCCCCAUCACACAAGAAGAUCAGAAAAAGACCAUAUUCACCUGCACUUAUGGGACCUAUGCCUUCAAGAGGAUGGCAUUUGGGCUUUGCAACACCCUAGAAAAGUGCAUAGAGAUGUUUAUGGACAAUUUGAUGGUUUAUAGAGAUUCUUUCAAGGAUUGUUUGCAUAAUCUUAGCUUAGUAUUAAAACGUUGCAUUGAGGCUAACCUGGUAUCGAAUUAUGAAAAAUUUCAUUUUAUGGCUUCUCAUGGGAUUGUUUUAGGACAUCUAGUUUCUGCAAGGGGGAUUGAGGUAAACAAAGUUAAGAUAAAUGUUAUUGUUAACCACCCCUACCAUAUAUGUGUUAAGGAGAUUCGUUCUUUUCUUGGUACCGCAGGUUUCUACAGGCGUUUCAACAAGGAUUUUUUGAAGUUGGCACUAGCGCUAUCAACAUUGCUACAGAAGGAUGUUUCAUUUAAUUUUGACAAGGAGUGUCAGGAGGACUUUGGCACUUUGAAAGAGAAGGUGACCACCACCCUAAUUCUGCAACCUCUAAGAUGUGAUGUACCAUUUGAGAUCAUGUGCGAUGCUAGUAAUCUAGCAGUGGGAGCGGUCCGAGGAUAA